Messenger RNA from Argentina anserina (silverweed cinquefoil), 4175 nucleotides. Its product is annotated as receptor protein-tyrosine kinase CEPR2. The coding region runs from base 843 to 3791 and encodes 982 amino acids. NCBI's taxonomy places the organism in Eukaryota, Viridiplantae, Streptophyta, Magnoliopsida, Rosales, Rosaceae. The transcript is spliced from 3 exons. The record is from RefSeq and is a predicted model, not a curated record. Gene Ontology annotation, biological process: protein phosphorylation. Gene Ontology annotation, molecular function: ATP binding; protein kinase activity; protein binding.
AAUUCAAUUAGCACCGAAGAGUGAAGAAUCCUACUUUCCACUAAUGUUCUCUUCCAUUUCUUGUCUUGAGUCUUGACUGCUAUGCUCCAGCACAUCACGUUUCAUCAGCCACCCCAUCAAGCAUCAUAUAACAAUAAUUUCUUCCUAAUUUCUUCACACUCUCAGUUUUCGAGGUGCCCCCACUAUACUCCAAGACCUUCCUCAUAAGCAUUUUUGUCUCUGCCUCCCUGCUUCUACACACAAACACAGCAAUUAAGAAUCUCUUCCUUCUCUUCCCUUCUUAUUUCACAUUUUUGGGUUUCCUUUCUUUGUUUGGUUGGUUUGAAAAAACUCAUUGCUGUUUGAGCUGGGCAUCUCAGAAAACAUGUGCCUUUGGGGAGAGGAAGUUGAACCAUCUUUUUCGAAUGAAGAGGAAGUUGAACCAUAGCCUAAGCACACAAGUAAAGUUGGUUUUGGGAAACUCACUAAUGAGUUCUCCAAGGGGAAGUCUUUUAUUUACACUCUGACAUUCCCCAUUUCUUCUUCCCAGAAAUCUUCACUCUUCAGUCCCCAAAGCUUAUUUCUUUAAUUGUUCCUCACACAAGUCAGCCCAGUUCGAAGCUCUUCUUCUUCUUCUUUUUCUUCAGAUUUCAGUUCACUUCUGCUCUAUUUGAAAGUGGGUUGAUUUUGGGCUCUUCAAGAGUUUGGUGCAACAUCUCUCUGUUCUCAGCUGUUUCCAGGAUGGAAUGGUCACCAAGUCCAAACGAGCAAUAAUGGAGUGGCUGUUAUUGAUCAGCGGAGCUAGAUAUUCUUAAAGAUUCUUAGUCCCUUCCAUUGACCCUUUUGCCCUGCACUUUUCGACCAUGGCCAAAAUACCAGUUCCCUCCUUGCACUUGCUGCCGCUCUUUGCCACAUUGUUCACUACUUUGCUUCUCCCGCCAUGUAUGCCUUUAACAAUUGAAACUGAAGCCCUCCUUGAGUUCAAAAGGCAGCUCACGGACCCUUUGAAUUUUCUUGAAUCGUGGAAAGAGACGGAGUCGUCUUCCCCAUGUGAGUUCUCCGGGAUUACUUGUGAUUCAGGGAAGGUUACUGAAAUAUCUCUUGACAACAAGUCACUCUCAGGUGAGAUUUCAGCCUCCAUCGGUGUCCUUGAGAGCCUCACCACACUUUCAAUGACUUUUAACCACCUUACAGGAGAGAUUCCUGCCCUAUUGACUCGUUGUGCCAAUCUUAAAUCAUUGAAUCUGUCACAGAAUCAUUUGGUUGGAAAAAUCCCGGAUCUUUCCACCCUUAGAAACUUGGAGAGUCUUGAUCUGUCUGCAAACAGCUUAUCUUCCGAGUUCCCUGCUUGGGUGGGAAAUCUCACAGGUUUACAAUAUCUGGGCCUUGGGCAAAAUCUGUUCGAUGAAAGUGAAGUUCCUGGGAGUCUAGGAAACUUGAAGAACUUGACAUGGCUGUUUCUGACAAAUUGCAGCUUGAUGGGAGAGAUUCCGGAAUCUAUUUUCGAUAUGAAGGCAUUGGGAACAUUGGAUAUUUCGAGAAACAAGCUUUCUGGGAAACUCUCUAAGUCAAUUUCCAAGCUACAAAACUUAUUUAAGAUUGAGCUGUUUGCAAAUGGUUUGCAUGGAGAAAUCCCACCUGAGGUUGCUAGUCUCACCCUUCUGAGAGAAUUUGAUAUUUCAGCAAACCAAUUAUAUGGGGAGUUGCCUUCUGAGUUUGGAAACCUCAAGAAUUUAGUGGUUUUUCAGUUGUAUAACAACAACUUUUCUGGGGUAUUCCCUGCUGGGUUUGGAGAUAUGCAGCAUCUUACUGCUCUGUCAAUAUAUCAAAAUAAAUUUUCUGGAGAGUUUCCUGCAAAUCUCGGCAAAUUCUCACUUCUGCAGAGCAUUGACAUAUCCGAGAAUAAUUUUUCUGGUGGUUUCCCGAGGUUUCUUUGUCAAGCUAGGAAGCUGCAAUUCUUGCUUGCUUUGGAUAACAAUUUUGAUGGGGAGUUUCCACCUUCUUAUGCAGACUGUAAAACUCUAGAGCGGUUUAGAGUAAAUAUAAAUCGUUUGCAUGGAGAGAUUCCAACUGAGUUAUGGUCGCUUCCUAAAGCAACAAUCAUUGACUUCAGUGAUAAUGACUUUCAUGGAGCGAUAUCUCCCAGUAUUGGGUUUUCUGCUAGCUUGAAUCAGUUGAUGUUGCAGAACAACAAUUUCUCAGGUUAUCUUCCACCGGAAAUUGGGAAGCUGACAAAGUUGGACAGGCUCUAUUUGAAUCAUAAUAACUUCUCAGGUGAAAUACCUUCUGAAAUUGGCGCCCUGAAGCAGUUAUCAUCUCUGCAUGUUGAAGAAAAUUCUUUGUCAGGCUCAAUACCUCCAGAAAUGGGAAACUUAGUCAGAUUGGGGGACAUGAAUCUUGCCUGGAAUUCUUUAACUGGAAGUAUCCCACUUACACUUUCACUCAUGAGCUCUUUGAACUCUUUGAAUCUCUCUCGGAAUAAACUCUCAGGCGAAGUUCCCGAAAAUUUAGAGAAAUUGAAGUUGAGUUCCAUAGAUUUGUCUGAAAAUCUGUUAUCUGGGAGAGUACCAUCUGAUCUUCUUACCACCGGUGGGGACGAAGCCUUUCGUGGAAACAACAAACUCUGCAUCGACCAAUAUUCAGAAACACAUUCAGAUUCUGGUAUGAAUACAUGUUCUGAACAGCAAGGUCAGAAACGAGUGCUUAAAAAUAAAUUAGUUUUGUUCUCUAUCAUGGCAUCUGCCUUGGUUGUUGUUUUAGCUGGAUUGGUGCUUGUUAGUUAUAAGAACUUCAAGCGUUGUGAGGUUGACCAAGAAAACAAUUUGGAAGAGGGGAAGGAAAUAGAUCCUAAAUGGAAUCUUGCUUCUUUUCACCAACGGGAAAUAGAUGCAGAUGAAAUCUGUGAUUUGGAUGAACAAAAUUUAGUUGGUAGCGGGAGUACUGGGAAAGUUUACCGCCUUGACCUGAAGAAGAAUGGCGGUACGGUAGCUGUAAAACAACUUUGGAAAGGCAGUGGCUUGAAGCUUAUGACUGCAGAGAUGGAUAUUUUGGGAAAGAUUAGACAUAGAAAUGUAUUGAAGCUUUAUGCUUGUUUAGUGAAGGGAGGAUCUAAUCUCCUGGUUUUCGAGUACAUGGAAAAUGGAAAUUUGUUUCAAGCACUUCACAGGCAGCUUAAAGGUGGUCAGCCGGAAUUGGAUUGGUACCAGAGGUAUAGGAUUGCUUUGGGAGCAGCAAGGGGGAUUUCAUAUCUACACCAUGAUUGUUCACCACCUAUAGUUCAUAGAGAUAUUAAAUCAACCAACAUUCUGCUUGAUAACGACUACGAGGCAAAAGUUGCUGAUUUUGGGGUUGCAAAAACUGUACAAAACACUCACAAGGGUUCAGAGUACAGCUCCUUUGCUGGGACACAUGGUUAUAUUGCUCCUGAGCUGGCAUAUACUGCUAAAGUCACUCAAAAAUGUGAUGUAUAUAGUUUCGGUAUCGUUCUACUUGAGCUAGUUACUGGUAGAAAACCAAUAGAAGACGACUAUGGGGAAGGAAAAGAUAUUGUAUACUGGGUUUCUGCCAAUCUCAACGACCGUGAAGAAGUGCUGAAGCUUCUUGAUGACAAAGUGGCAGAUGAAUAUAUCCAGGAUGACAUGAUCAAGGUUUUGAAGGUAGCCAUUCUGUGUACUACCAAGCUUCCAUCCCUGCGUCCUACAAUGCGAGAGGUGGUCAAGAUGCUUAUUGAUGCUGAGCCUUGCACUUUCACGUCUCAGAGCAACAAUUCUGGCAAAGAGGGCAAGGAUACUUCCAGUCUGCUUUUCUCCUAGUAGUAACUGGAUUCAAGGAGUGUGAGAAUGUUAUAAUCUUUAUGAAUGUCUAAUGAAGUAGAUAAUUCAAGCUCAUUAAGUGAGCCAUCAACUGCAAUAGUUUUUGUUUCAACUUUCAUGCAAAUCGUUGCGAGUAUAUACAUAGGCAGAUUUGGCACUUAACUGCCACUCUUGCCCCUUAUUUGGCAAAUAUUUGAGACUCCAGUGUUCAACAAAAUCUUGUGUAGCUGCUGCAUGCCUUGACACAUUGGCUGCAACACCAGAGACCAAUUUCCAUGUAAAUACUCCUUUUGUAGAGUGAGAGCACGUUUGGUGGGGUGUGAGUGUGACUAUUGACUUGUUGUAUCAUACAGCACUGUACUAACGCUUAUCGAGUUGAGUUGA